AUGUUGGAAGGUCUUGUCUCUCCAGAAAACUUGUCCUUAAGCUACGCGGACAUGUCUGUACCUGAAAGGCUUAAGUGGCUGCAACAGCAUCAACAACAAGAAGUUUUGUCUCUGAGCAGUAAUGAUUCACCCGACCUUCUUCAGAUACUACAAUUCCAUGGAAGCAACAAUGAUGAGUUGUUGCAGAGUACCUUCAGUCAUUUUCAAAUGGUUGGAUCUGGUUUUGGAACAAACUAUAACAUGGGUUUUGGUCAUUCACAUGAAGCUAUGGAUGGCUGCAUUUCAAGAACAAGUAGUUGCCAGAUACAUCCACCGGAUACAAUGGGGGUUAUGUUGAAGAACAGUGAAGAAAACAGAGCUAUUUCCUUGAAAAACAAGAGAAAAUCAGAGGUCAAGACAAGGGAAGAGGAAAAGACAGAGAAGAAGAUCAAAGUAGAGGCUGAGACAGAGUCAAACAUAAGUAACAAGGAAGCAUCUUCAGACACUUCAAAGGAGACAUCAAAGGGAGCUUCACAGAUCCAGAAAUUGGAUUAUAUCCACGUGAGAGCUCGUCGAGGGGAAGCCACAGACAGACACAGUUUAGCAGAAAGGGCAAGAAGAGAAAAGAUAAGCAAGAAGAUGAAAUAUCUGCAAGAUCUUGUCCCUGGAUGCAACACAGUCACUGGAAAAGCUGGUGUGCUUGAUGAGAUCAUCAAUUAUGUUCAGUCUCUACAGAGACAAGUUGAGUUCUUGUCGAUGAAACUUGCUGUCAUAAACCCAGAACUCGAGCUUGGUGUGGAAGAUUUAUCUGUAAAGCAGUUUCAGGCGGCUUACUUUACAAAUUUUCCAGUGGUAAUUGCUUCAAAACCAUCAGUAAUGGUUGAUGUACCAUUGUUUCUACUAGACCAGCAAGGAUCUCCAAAUCUAUCAGUGUCAAACCCAAACCAAACAUCUAUUGACGCUCCAUCUGAAAGCUGGGAAACUCAGUCACAGAGUCUCUUUGCUUCAGUACUAAGAUAAGAUCUAUUGAAGCAACGAACUUGACAUCACCAAAAUCAGAACAAUAUAUUUCCACUAGGCACUAUAUAUGCUGAUCAAAGUGACAAUUUCGCGAAGAACACAAAUUCAGCUUCUGCAUUGUCCUUUGAUCCCUUUUCUGUUAUUUAAACCAAAGAAAAUGAGAUAUCAAAUUUAAUGGUCUUGUAACCA
This is a messenger RNA of Brassica oleracea var. oleracea, 1188 nucleotides long. RefSeq names its product transcription factor HBI1-like. Gene Ontology annotation, molecular function: DNA-binding transcription factor activity; protein dimerization activity. NCBI's taxonomy places the organism in Eukaryota, Viridiplantae, Streptophyta, Magnoliopsida, Brassicales, Brassicaceae. The transcript has 6 exons. The record is from RefSeq and is a predicted model, not a curated record. The coding region runs from base 1 to 999 and encodes 332 amino acids. Gene Ontology annotation, biological process: regulation of DNA-templated transcription. Gene Ontology annotation, cellular component: nucleus.